CCCCGCCUCCCCGCGCGUCGCGCCAGGUGUGACGCAGCGGAAGGGGCGCCGCCGCCAUGAGAGGGUGGGCGGGAGCGCUGCGGGCGGCGGGGGCCAGGUCGGGAUCAGGACCGGGGCUUGGCGGGUUCCGGGAGCGUUUCGAUUUCGGCGGCCGCGAUGUGGCCUCCUGGUUCCCGGGGCACAUGGCGAAAGGCCUGCGGCAGAUGCGGGCCUCCCUGCGGCGCGCCGACUGCCUCAUCGAGGUCCACGACGCUCGCAUCCCGCUGUCGGGCCGUAACCCCAUGCUGCAGGAGGCGCUGGGCAUCCGCCCGCAUAUCCUGGUGCUGAACAAGAUGGACCUGGCUGAUCCCCGCCGGCAGCCGAGAGUCUUGGAGCACCUGAAGCAGCAGGGAUGCUCACACGUUGUAUUCACUGACUGCCAGCGUGAUGGCAACGUCAAGAAGAUUGUUCCCGUGGUUGCCAAGCUGGUGGGCAACAGCCCACGCUAUCACAGGGCUGAGAGCACCGAGUACAGCAUCCUGGUGAUCGGCGUGCCCAAUGUGGGCAAGUCCUCGCUCAUCAAUGCCCUGCGGAGGCUGCACCUCAAAAAGGGGAAAGCCACCGCGGUUGGUGGUGAGCCGGGCAUCACCAAGGCGGUGCUGACCAGAAUCCAGGUCUGCGAGAAGCCCCUGAUGUACCUGGUGGACACACCUGGCGUGCUGCCCCCGAAGCUGGGGGACGUGGAGACGGGCAUGAAGCUAGCACUGUGCGGAGCCAUCCGUGACCACCUGGUAGGGGAGGACAUCAUGGCUGACUACCUCCUGUACGCCCUGAACAAGCAGCAGCAGUUCGGGUAUGUGCAGCGCUACGGGCUGGCUGAGGCCUGCGACAACAUUGAGUCCGUGCUGAGGCGCGUGGCCCUUGCCCAGGGCAGGACACAGAAGGUGAAGGUGCUGACGGGCACGGGGAAUGUCAACGUGACAAUGCUCAACUACCCGGCCGCUGCCUACGAGUUCCUGCGGGAUUUCCGGGCGGGACGCCUGGGCAGGGUGACGCUGGACUGAGACCUGUCCUGUGGGAGAGAGGCACCGCCCGCAGCCGCACAGGUGGGGGUAAAGGCCUGGCUGCUCCCCCGAGAUGCCCCAGUGCCCCACGGGGCUGGGGCCACCUCGGCAUGGAGCUCUGGUGUGUGAUUAAAGCAGCUCCCAGUUUUGGA
This is a messenger RNA of Harpia harpyja (harpy eagle), 1195 nucleotides long. It is a transcript of the gene MTG1, whose product is annotated as mitochondrial ribosome associated GTPase 1. The coding region runs from base 57 to 1043 and encodes 328 amino acids. NCBI's taxonomy places the organism in Eukaryota, Metazoa, Chordata, Aves, Accipitriformes, Accipitridae. Gene Ontology annotation, cellular component: mitochondrion. The transcript is spliced from 11 exons. Gene Ontology annotation, molecular function: GTP binding; GTPase activity. The record is from RefSeq and is a predicted model, not a curated record.